AUGGCGCGCCGACGUAGACCGCCCCGGGCGGGCGCCCUCCACGAACUGCAGCCCCUGCGCACCGCCGCGCAGAUUGCCGUCCUGCAGCUUCUCUUCUACGCCGUUGCGCUGGUCCUCAUCGUCUUCACCUCGCUUGUUGCCGGGCAGCCCAUGAGCGUGGACCUGCUGCUAGGGUGGGAAUCUGUCCGGGGCGACAACACGCAGGGCUGGCUGAUGGCUUUCAUCUGGCUCUUUGACGGUGCUUUUUGCAUGGCCGUGGCCAUUGUCAUCCUCAUCGCCCGCAGCAAGCUCGUCCCCGACUUUGCCCUCACGAUUCACGCGCUCCACCUCGUCGUCGUCACGCUCUACACGCGCUCGCUGCCGCGCCACGCCAUGUGGUGGCUCACAAUGGCCGCGUCGUCGGCCGCCGCCGUGGCGCUCGCUACCUGGGGCUGCCGCUAUCGCGAGCUGCAGCCCGUUUUCUUUGGGGGCCGUAUCCUCGGCGCAGGGGACGGCGGCGCGGCCUCGGCGGCGCGGGCCAGCUCUCCGCCACCGGGGUCCAGCGGUACCGCGGCAGAUCUUGAGACGGGGCGUGGGCCGGCAGGGGAUGACGAGACGGGCUUUGUGCAUGGAGGUGGUGGUGGCGGCGGGCGCGGCAAGGGCCGCGGGAGGGACGGGCAGGGCGAGUACGAGAUGGUGCAAAUGAGGAACUCGUCAUGA
Beauveria bassiana ARSEF 2860 is the source of this 699-nucleotide messenger RNA. RefSeq names its product protein sys1. Lineage: Eukaryota; Fungi; Ascomycota; Sordariomycetes; Hypocreales; Cordycipitaceae. The transcript has 2 exons. The record is from RefSeq and is a predicted model, not a curated record. The coding region runs from base 1 to 699 and encodes 232 amino acids. Gene Ontology annotation, cellular component: Golgi membrane; trans-Golgi network. Gene Ontology annotation, biological process: Golgi to endosome transport; Golgi to plasma membrane protein transport; protein localization to Golgi apparatus.